Molecule: messenger RNA, 837 nt
Organism: Spizellomyces punctatus DAOM BR117
Lineage: Eukaryota; Fungi; Chytridiomycota; Chytridiomycetes; Spizellomycetales; Spizellomycetaceae
Exons: 1
Coding region: 204-605 (133 amino acids)
Source: RefSeq, a predicted model, not a curated record
AGCAUGACUUGGCGUUAAACGCAAAAGGGCUUUUUGGAGUAGGAUUUGGGGAACAAGUGUUUAAAGGGAGGGGCGGCUUUCCUCAACCUUCCACGCCUCUCAUCUUCAGAACGGAAGAACCAAAUUCCAAAGAUUUAGAGCGUUUUUCACACUUUUGAGCUUCCUUGGACGUUCACAAAAUAGCGUAGCGGUCGCGCUAUCGCAUGUGUUGUCGCGCUAGGAGACUUGAUCAGAACACAACACUUUUAAGACCUGCCAGCCACCAGCGCCCCCAGUUACCGGCCAAAAAGUCCUCACCAGCAGCAGCCAACACCAAUUUCAACCGUUAUCCAAAUAUGCCCAACACCUCCAGUGAGCUGCACCAAGACGAAGCACAACACCAACCUCCACUCAAAACCCACCCAAUAUCACUUACUCUCCUCUCACAAGCACCUCGCUACACCACCCGUCUCCUCCCCCGUCUUUUGAACAGCGGUCCCAAAGUCCGUGGAGCGGCCACAAACAAAAGAUCGGUGGAAACGGUCGUCCAAAAUGUCCCUGAUUUGUUUGAUAGGAGAAAUGACAAGUAUCCAGCGCCCUUGGACGUGUGGGUUUCGAUGGACUGAAAACGUCUUUUGACAAAGUGGAUGAGGGAAUUUUGGAGUGAGCGGACUGCAGAAUGAUGUAGGAUGGAUUGCACACUGGCUUUUUCCGUUUGGGUAGUGCCAAUUUCUUGUACAUUCAUUGCUUGUUUCUUGUAUCCAUUCCUGUAUGUUACCAAGCGAUCUCUUGCAUACCCUGCAUUGGCUAUUUUUUCCUUAAUAUAUAUUUGAAAAACGUUGAGUUUUACAUUGCUAA